Agelaius phoeniceus (red-winged blackbird) is the source of this 1091-nucleotide messenger RNA. RefSeq names its product transmembrane protein 240 (gene TMEM240). Gene Ontology annotation, cellular component: synaptic membrane. The record is from RefSeq and is a predicted model, not a curated record. Lineage: Eukaryota; Metazoa; Chordata; Aves; Passeriformes; Icteridae.
AUGACUGCUUCGGUGCCCGGCAAUCAAAGUGGAGUGGAUGUUUUACCCCAGCGCCCAGAGCUGACCCCGUGCCUCGCUUGUGGGCUCUUACAGGCAAUAGCUUGCUUGAUGGACAUGAACGCCUUGCUGGACAGAUUUCACAAUUACAUCCUACCGCACCUCCGAGGGGAGGACCGAGUUUGUCACUGCAACUGUGGAAGGCACCACGUGCACUACGUGAUCCCCUACGACGGGGACCAGUCGGUGGUGGACUCCUCGGAGAAUUACUUUGUGACCGACAAUGUGACCAAGCAGGAGAUCGACCUCAUGCUGGGGCUGCUGCUGGGCUUCUGCAUCAGCUGGUUCCUGGUGUGGAUGGACGGCGUCCUGCACUACGCCGUGCGCGCCUGGCGCGCCAGCCGCCGAUACGACACGCCCUGGUGGUGGAUCCCCAGGCUGUGUAAGCUGAAGGAGCUGCGCAAGCGCCACCCUCGGCAGUACGAGGAGCCCACGGGGAACAUGGUGCACAUCAAACAGAAGCUCUACCACAACGGGCACCCCAGCCCGCGGCACCUGUGAGGGACUGCAGCGCCUCCGAGCCACAGCCGGGACUCCUCUUCCUCACGGGACAGCCCCUGCUCUGCUCCCGGGCCAGCUGGGGACACGGAUUGUCGCGAUUUUGUCGGGAUGGCCGCGGGUGGACGCGCAGCCAUGCACAACCAGAGCCGGGGCUGGGCGCUCUGCAGCCGAGGCUUUGCACUGUGUUCCACAUUUUAUUGUCAGACUGGUGUAAAUAUGUAAAAAAAAAAAAGAAAAAAAAGCAGACAAACAACAACAACAACAACAACAACAAAAGAUUUGCAUUAUAAUUUCAACCCUCAUCUCAUUUUCCUGGCUGUCCUGCACAUCCUGCUGGGAAUGGUGGCCGAGGGGAUGGAGGUGGGACAGCAGCGAGAAGAUGCAAAGUGUCUCCUCCAGGAGCUCCAGCCCCACAAAAUUUCUUUGCUCCUUUGGCUGCUCUGACCCUCCCGUGGCUACAAGGGCCUGGCUGGUCACAGGUUUGGAUGGGGGAAGGCACAGAGUCCCCUUUUUGGGGUUUUUGGGGUUUUUUU